ACUUUUCUUCUUCAUCUCUUAAUUCUUCUUAAUUCUGGUUUCCUUGACUUCCAACCUCAAUUAAAAUCCCACUUUCUGCAAGGAGCCUUCCCUAAUCUUAGUGCUUUCCCUCCAAAAUUAUCUCCAAUUUAUCUUUAUUUCUUGUUUGUACACAGUUUUCAUUUGGUUUCCCCAUUAGAUUGUGAGGUCCUUAAAAGCAGAGUAUGAUUUCUGUGUUUUUGUUCUUGCCUUUCUUUGGAUCUACACCUCUAAACACUGUGCCUAGCACAUAGUAAGCACUUAACAAAUCCUGAUUUGCUUUGACCCCCUCACAAAGAGGGGAUCAAGGCAGAGGCAUUCUCUUCUCUCCAGAUACAUAUGUGUGUGUAUAAAUAUACAUAUAUAGAUAUCUAUAGUUGUAUUUUCUCCCUUCAUCAUCUCAUCAGUUCUCAUAGAUUCAGCUACCUUUAUGCAAAGGAAUUCCUAUCUAUACAGCUACCCUUAAUCUCUCCUGAAUUUAUCUUAUAGCCUAAUGGACCUCUCCAUCGACCAUCCUAUAACCACUCCAAAAUUAACAUAUCCAAAAAGGGAGUUCAGGUUUCUUCCCCCUUUCCUCCCAUCCCAAACCCAUGCCCUCCUCCAAAUUUUCUCAUUUUUGUUCUUUUCCAUCCUUGCCCCUCUCUCAUAGCCUCUGUCCUUGUUCAGGACCUUAUCACCUCUCAUCUGGACUACCAUGAUAGCUUUAUAAUUCACUUCCCUGCCUUCAGUCAGCCAGUCAUCAAUGAAUAAUAAAUGCUUGUUGGCUGCAAUCUCUUCAAUUUCCUGAGAAAUUUUCAAAUUGAUACACCCCAGACAGAGCUAAAACCUAGUCACCCUUACUAAAAAAUGAAUGGUUCCUAAUUGCCUGGAGAAUAAAACACAAAAUCCUUGGAUUGGAAUUUAGGUUCAUAGAUUUAGAGCAGGACAUCUAGUCUGAUUUCUUCCUCUUAUAAAGAACUGAGGCAUAUAGUCACAAGGCUCUGACAGUUUUUGAACCUCCUAAUGUCAAAUCCAGCAUUCUAUCUGCUAGACUUAGUUGCCUCUAAGGCUUUCCAUAAUCAGGCUCUAACCUCCCUUUCCAGUCUUAUUUUAUAUUAGUCUCUCCCCAUCACUCACUUUCCAUACUCAUAAAUCUGCUAACCAUUCACCAGGAUGAUACAUUCUCUUCCCCUGCCUCUGGGGCCUUUGUACCACCAGGCCACCCCAUUCUGCCCUGGCCUUAUUCCUUUUAUAUCUGGUAAAAUCUUUAAGGUAGAGUUAAGGUGCUCCUUUUUUUAUUUUAAUUUUUAGAUCCUUACCUUUUGCUUUAGAAUAGUUACUAAGUAUCAUCUCUUUCAAGGCAGGAAAGCUGUAAGGGAUCUGCAAUUUGGGUUGUGUCUUGCCCAGUCACACAACUAGAAAGCGUCUAGGAUCAUAUUUGAACCCAGAACUCCUGUCUAAGCCUGGCUCUCUAUCCACUGAGCCACCUAACUGGCCCCAGGUGAUACCUCUUAAAAGAGAUAUUUUCUAUUCUCCCUUUUAAAACUGCCUUUAAAACUGCCUCAUUUGGAAAUUUUAAUGUAUUUUGUAUUUUAUUGUAUAUUGUAUUAUUUAUAUUGCGCUUAUAUAAUUUAUAUUUUAUAAAAAAAUUUUAACCCUUACCUUCCAUCUCAGAAUCAAUACUAUGUAUUAGUUCUAAGGCAGAAGAGUGGUUGUGUUGGGCAAUGGCGGUUAAGUGACUUGUCCAGGGUCACUUGGAGCUAGGAAGAGUCUGAGGCCACCUAGCUGCUCCCAUUAAUUAAAAUUAUUUCUUCUUUGUUCAUUAUUUUGAAUAUACCUAAUUGUGUAGUUGUUGUACUACAUAGCAAUGGUCUAAUUAUGGAGGUUUAUUUAUUUUUGCAUCCUCACAGCCUAGCAUAAGACCCUGCACACAGUAUGACAUAAUAUCGGGCUUGGGGCUGCUUUCUUUCCUGACCCGUUCCAGAUGAGUCAGUAGCCUGUCGGAACUGGAAAAGUCUCUACAGAUGUUCCGCUCGAUCCUCGCCUCUCCGCGGCCCCAGGAGAACAAAUGACGUACUUGUCCGAAGACGGGGCCCUAACUUGACCCCGGUGCCAGGGUACUUCCCACCACAAUGUCGCUGCCUAUUAAAUAUCCAGCACCCCCUUCCCUAGUCAGGGCUGGCGCUGCAGCGGUGCCCCCAUUACCUCUCUCUUCUCCUCCAGCCCCCACCUCAGGGUCCCGGAUUUAGGGGGAGCCUUAAUCUCUGGGACAGAGCACUUUUAUUUUUCUACAACGCCUCUAUGUGAAUCUGCGGUCCGCGUUUCCAAGGUAACGCGCCCUUCCUUCCGGUCCUCCAGUCCUUCGACGCCCCGCCCUUCAACCUUCCCCUCUCCCCGCCCCCUGCGGGUUUUGUCCUCCGUUAGAUCGAGCUGCCGGUGACGCCGGUUCCAAGGCCAACCCCAGCUGCGCGCUGGCCUAUGCUCCGUCGGCCGGGCGAGCAGUUCCUCUGGGGCGGACUCUACGUGCUGAUUGGUGGGAGCGGCAAUCCGUCCAUGCUAGGGUGGUGGCCUGCUGGAGAGCCCAGAAAGAUGGCGGCCGAACGCAACAACCGGCACAUUUGGGAAAAUACUGACUGAGCCCUCAGGUCCAAGCAGCCCGUCUUAUUUCAGGCCUUCUGGACCCCCACUGUUUCCACAUGGCUCUAAACGCCCUGAAGGAGCUUCAGGCUGGGGACCAUCCCCCCAUGCUAGUCUUUCAGGUGGGCAGGAACGCUCAGUUGGACUCCCUGAGCUACCAGUCCCCCAUCAUGCGACGAGUUUUCAUGAGGUUCCCUGAAGUGUUGUUCAUACACCGGACCCAUAAUCCCCGAGGCAAAAUACUCUAUACUUUCCUGGUGGAUGGCCCUGGGGUGCAGCCUGAGCGCAGCUUGACCAGGAUAGUGUAUUUCUCUGUCCCAGUCAAAGAGAACACUGAGGGGCUGGUUCAGCUGUUCCACACCUUCAAAAAGUUUAACCCAGAGUGGGAGAGAAUUUGCACCAUCCUAGUAGAUCCUUAUUUCUCCCUGCUGCCUGUUCUAGCGAUGGAAUUUCCAUCAGCCGAGAUACUUCUGUCUGCCUUUCAUGUUUGUAAGUUUCUCCAGGGAAAGUUCUACCGACUUGCCCUAGACCACUCAGUGAAGAAGCUGCUACUCACCACCCUAAAGAACACUAUGUGUUCUGCCACUGCCAGUAACCUGAAGAAAAUGCACACUCUCCUUAGUGACUCUGUCCCCCAAGACCUGCAGCCAGACCUUCAUCUGGGCUGGCUUCUAGAUGACCGGAUCUGGCUGGCACAUAGGUGGAGGAGCAAAGCUGAAAGUAUCUCCUAUUUUCAGGACCUAGAGAUCACAACCCGGGUUUUAAGCCAAUUCUUUGGUAUUGAACUAUCUUUGGAGAGGAGUAUCCUUUCCCUGUUAGGGUAUUUGAAGCAGAGAAUGGAGAAGGAUGGGGCCUCUGACUCAGACUUGAGUGUCUCAGCCAACUGUAUUCAACCAGAGCCUUCUGCAGAAAUGGCCAAGCUCCAAGAGGUGGAAGCCUGUAUCCAACAUUCCUUGCAGACCAUCUGUGCUGAACCUGCUGCUCAGCUCUGCCUGGGAGAGUUUGCUGUGGUCCAGAGGUCUGUACAGCUGAUUGGCUCAAGCACAGACAAAGUGAACAUCCAGAUCCUAGAGGACAUGCAUGAAGUACAGGGCUCAGGCAGCUGUACCUGCCACUUCAAUCAAACUUUUAGCCUGCCCUGCCGCCAUAUCCUGGCUGUCCUUAGCUCUCGUCAGCAAGUGCUACAGCCUGAAAUGCUACCUGAACAAUGGAAACCUGGCUGCAGGACACCUCCAGGAAGUGUAGCCAGCCUGGCCAAUAUUCUGGGCAGCAGGUGGAACGUGGCUCUCGACAAAGAGCUUGUGGUGGCAUUCCUCACAGGGGAGGUGAGGCGGCUUUUGCUUCAGUGUAGCCGGGAAGAGUUUGAGCGACGAUAUAACACCCUCCGUGAACUAGCAGAUAGCUGGAUUGGACCUUAUUUCCAAGUGCAAGUCUAGGCUCUCUUACUUCCUCUCUGUUAGGUCUACUUUGUUCUGUGACCACCUAGAUGUCCUUCCUUAACCCAGCUAAGGGUGGUGGUGUUGGUGGUGGUGAUGAUUAUUGCCUAGAUCAAUGACAUAGCCCCUAAGCCUCAGUUUUCUCAGCUAUUAAAUGGGAAUAACAGUCCUCCUACUUAUCUCACAGGAUUGUUGUAAGGAAAGUAUUUUUUAAACUAUAAAUUGCUAUAGAAAUUAGAUUUGUUUUUACCCACUGGGAAACAGGGAAGGAGUAAUGUGCCCCAUCACAUUCCAACUUGCUCUGCAAACAUUCUGUACUCUCUUUAAGGUCUGAUGACCUAACAGAUGAGGAAAAGGAUUGAGACCAAAUGAACUGUCAGCCUAGGUAUGGAAUUUUUUCUUGCCCCUAUGAUCUAUGUCUCAUUGCCCUGCUUGAUCCAUGUAAUUAAACCAGAAUGCCCAAUAUUGCUCUUUUAGAACCUUAUCCCACCACUUCCCCCAGAAAGAGUACUGAUUGCCAUUCCUACUAUCCUAUCUUCUGUUUUGUGCCAACUGGGGAGAAAUUUGGAUGGGAUAAAAGUUUAUAGCAAAGAUACCCAGUAAGUUGGCUUGUUUGUUGCUACCAUAGAAAUUGGAAGAGUACUACCCCUUGCCUUCUUCCCCAAUGACUUUUUUGUAAUUUCAAGUUAUUGUACUGUUCUCUGGCCAAACCCAUUUUCUUAUUAAAGUAAAUAAACUUCCCAGCACUUGGCAGUACUGAA
Messenger RNA from Monodelphis domestica (gray short-tailed opossum), 4831 nucleotides. It is a transcript of the gene ZSWIM1, whose product is annotated as zinc finger SWIM-type containing 1. NCBI's taxonomy places the organism in Eukaryota, Metazoa, Chordata, Mammalia, Didelphimorphia, Didelphidae. Gene Ontology annotation, molecular function: zinc ion binding. The record is from RefSeq and is a predicted model, not a curated record.